This is a messenger RNA of Bursaphelenchus okinawaensis, 7751 nucleotides long. Lineage: Eukaryota; Metazoa; Nematoda; Chromadorea; Rhabditida; Aphelenchoididae. The record is from the annotation of a GenBank genome assembly.
AUGGACCUGAUCCAAGCCCUCUCAUCCUUGGACUACGACGAAGCCCGCUCCCUGAUCAAAGAACACCCUGAGCUAGCCACGAACCGAGACGAGGAGGGCUGUGCUGCCAUUCAUUACGCAGCCGAAAUACCGGAUCUACGUUUGUUCGUGGCAGUGUUGGAUGCGGAUCCAUCACUCAUCGACAGCCUCGAUAACAACGGCUUCACGCCGCUGAUCGUCGCUGUCACAGCGGGCAACAUCGAUAUUGUCAAAGUGUUGAUUCAGCGAGGCAGUCAGCUGGACCAUGUCGAUAUGGACAAACAUACCGCCGUGCAUUGGGCCGUGGUUUCUGGACAGGUAAGCCUGUGGGUUGGGGAAGGGGUAUGGCAUGUAGAUAUGGUCGACGGGCCGGGCCGGUUUUUAGGCCCGCUCCGUAGAUUACGUCCAAUAGCAAAUGGCAUGGGUAUGAGGAAGCCCAUUGUUCCUUGUUUUACCUAAAAAUACCAAAAAAAUAAAAUUUUUAAAUUUUAGGUAACAAAAAUUUUUAAAAUUUAAAAGAUAAUUUGGAAGUUUUGAAAAGUAAUGUGAAAGCUCAGAAAUCGUCUCUUUGGACAUUUAUUUAGGAAACAAAAUUCUAAAAAUUUCAAUUGAAACUAACUGAUAAAGUAAAAUAUCAAAAUUUUAGGUAAUAAAAAUUAAAAAUUUUUCAAAAAUCAAAAUUUGAAUAAUACGUUUUGUAGAGCUUAAAGAGUUGUCCCACAAUGCUAAUUUUCAUAUCAAUAACAUAAUUUAUGGCAGUGUUACAUUCAUUGGAAAAAGUCGAAAAGUCAAAAAAGUUCUAUACCUCUGCGAACCUCAAUAAUUUUUGUCCAAAAAUGGAAAUUUUAUAAACUCUUGAUAUAAUAGUUUUGUAAAGCAUAAAAAUAUCUAUAAAUAACGUAAGUUUCAUAUUGUUGUCCCCCUUUAUAACUGAGAGACAUUCAUUUGAAUCUGCCGAAACGCCAAAAAAAUCGAUUUUUUGAAAAUUUUGACUUUUCGCGCUUCAACAUGCUAUAACUUUUUUGUAAAACCAUAUAUAUUUACCAAACUUUCGUAAAAGUUACUGCUUUCCAUGCUUUACAAAACGUAUCAUUUGUAAUUUUAAAAAAGUUUUAAAAUUUUGAGGUAUGACCAAUUUUCAGUCAUUUUAUUGAAAAUUUUGCGAUUUUUUUAUUUUUUAAAUCUUGUUUUAGGCUUAUUGAUCAAAUUAGUGGCUUAAAAUGACUGUAAAUUUAAAUCUUGUGUUACUUUUAACAUUCUAAACAUUUAUUUUUAGGUAUCAGCCCUACAAGAGCUUCUAGCUCACGAGGCUCCUUAUGACACAGCUGAUCUUGUAGUAGGUUGAAAUGUUCAAUGCAAUUUCUUUUUUAAACUUAUGUUUCUAAGAAAUCACAAUGGUUUACGUAUUUUACAUAAGUCUAAAGCUAUGUAACAAAAAGUAACAAAAAAUUCAUACCUAAACAUGUAGUAUAAUAUAAAUAUUGAUCUUGUACUUCCAGGGAGCCCAUCCUUUACAUUACGCUUCAACAUUAGAUGAAUUUGAUGAAAGUCGAGCAGAAACGAUAUUGAACACGUUGUUAAAGGUGGAUACGGACGUGAAUUGUAGGGAUAAUGAUGAUAGGACACCCCUUUUAUGGGCAGCUAGUGGAGGUAAGAACUUUUUUGAAUAUUUUGUGACAUUUUGUCUUUUUAUUGAUUUUUGGUUUUGUAAAGCAAGUUGUUGCCAUUUUAGUUUUGUAAAGAAAGUUCUUGCCAUUUUGUGUUUUGUAAAGAAAGUUCUUGCCAUUUUGUGUUUUGUAAAGAAAGUUUUCGCUAUUUUAAGUUUUGUAAAGAAAAUUCCUGCCAUUUUUUGUUUUGUAACGAAAGUUUUUACCAUUUUUUCAUUUGUAAAGAAAGUUCUUGCCAUUUCAACCUUUUCCACAUGAAAUUAAAAAAGCAACACUUUUUUGUGACAUUUCGUUACAUAAUUGGUUUUUAUUCAGUUUUAACAUGAUUUAAAUUUUUUUUAAAUUUCAAAUAAAAUUUAAAUUUCAGGCUUCCUCUACGCCUGUCGUCGCCUAAUCGAAGCCGGAGCCAACAAAUUCGCUAUCGACCGUGACCACCUGAAUGCUUUACAUUGUGCUUCAAGUCAUGGCCACGUGGCCAUAGUGUCAUUGUUAAUUCAACAAACUCAAAGUAAAAAGCUGUUGGAUGGGAGAGACAAGAAUGGAGAUACACCUCUAUUCUAUGCUGCCACAUUUGGUCACUAUGAAUGUGCGGAGCUUUUGUUGAAGAACGAUGUUGAUCCGAAUCAUGUGGUAGGUAGUGAGGCUUUUUGUUAGUUUUUGAAGUUUUUUUUUGAAACUUGAGAAAAAUUUUUAAAAAAAUAUUGAAAAGCACACUUUGUAGAGUGUUGGCAACCAGUUUGGUAUUGAUCUCUUGAUUUAUGGUAAAGUUAUAUCAGUUUGAAAAUGACAAAAGGAAAAAAAUUUUGAUUUUUUGCCAAAAAUUGCAACUUUUUUUGCUGUUUUAUAUCGCUUUUAGUCGAUUUUUAAAACAUCUUGUCAUGCCUAUUGAUAACUUAUGAAUAGCUGUCUAAGGUAUAAUGAUUUCAAAUUUAUAUUACGUUUUAAAAAUGAGCCACAUUCAUCUGAAAUCGUCAAAAAUCAAAAAAAGUUCGGCUUUUCUUGGGUUUUCCAAAAGCUGAAUCCUCUUUACUUAUGACAUUGUUUCACGACUUUAAACCUGUCAUAACUUUUUGAAAUAAUCUACAUUAAUUGCCAAGAUAUCGAUCUAUAUUUCAGUCAAGUUUUGGAUUUUUACCUAUUGUCAUUUUGAAGUUAUGACAAUUUGUUUCAGGACAAACGGCUGCGAACGGCGGCGCACUGCGCGGCGGCAAAAGGUCAAAUGAGGAUUUUAAAAUUGCUUCGUCAGUUUGGUACUAGCUUUGACAUGCAAAAUUAUCGAGGGGACCUGCCGUUUCAUGAGGCUGUUCAGACUGGGAACAAAGGUAGGUUUAUUUUUAAAAUUUUUUAAAAAUUUUUUAAAAAUUAAAAAUUUGAGUCUUUUUAAACUUUCUGCCAUUUUUUAGUAACACAAAGCCAGAAAUGAAAGAAAAGUUGAUGUUAUUCCUUUCAGAAAUAGUAGAAUGGAUCCUAGACCUUCAGCCCCAAAACCUGAACGUUGCCAAUUUUUAUGGCCGGACUGCUUUACAUUUAGCGGCCGCCAAUGGGGACUUGGAUUUGGUAAAACUUUUGGUCGAAAAAGUGCAGAAAUCAACAACUUGAUGAUUUAUAAGAAGAAAAUGGUAACAGCGAAAGAUCUGGCUGAUCAACGGAAUCAUGUUGAUGUUGUUGAGUACCUGACGAGAUAUGGAGGGAAGCUCACUAAGGACUUGGACCAGGAAAUAGUUCAGCUCAAGAGGGAUAGCAUUGAAGAUGAAGUUAAAUUGGGUAGGUUUUGCAGGGUGGGCAGGGUUGAGUAGGUUUGUUGGGUGGGUAGUGUAGGUUUUGUAGGGUGGGCAGGUAAAGUGGGUUUUGUAGGGUGGGCAGGUAAAGUGGGUUUUGUAGGGUGGGCAGAGCAGGGUAGGUUUUGUAGGGUGGGUUAGAAGAUAUGGCGUGAACUGGGGUAGAUGGUAGAGAAAACGACAGGGCAUGGGGUACGGUAGGGGUCAGGAUAUAUAGUAGGUCAUAAGUUGCAGAAUUGUCUAGGGUAUCUUCGGGCAGAUCACUGGUUAGGAGAUGGCAUGAGUUUGAGCUGAGGAUAGGAUACAUAGUAUGGCAUGGUAUGAGGUAAGGCAUUCUAUAUGGUUUAAAAGACGAUAGGGCAGAGUACAAUAGAGAACAGUUAAAUAGCUUUGUGUAAGGCACGUUAGGGUAGGGUUGAUUACGGUAUUUUAGGGUUUGGCAAGGCAGGGAAGAGUAGAGCAGGGUAGGGCAUACGUUGAGCGGGGUAAGUUAUCGAGUCUGGUUAAAAAAUGUAAUUAAGCUUGGGUUAGGUAUACUGUAGGAUAUAUAUCAUAGUAGGGUACGCGGUAGGGCGUAAAAUAAUGCAUAAAGUACGGCUUGGGAUAUCAUGACUGGAAUGGUAGGCUGGGUAGGACAAGGUAGUGUAAGGUAAGGUAAGGUAAGGUAAGCUAGGUAUAAAUAUAAUGUGAAAUCUACAGCUAAAACCCGCUGGAUGCAAUCACAACAACCUGACGAGCAAUUCUUGGACUCUCGAAACUCAACGUUUUUCCAAAUGCUUCAAAAUAAAAAGGUUAGUUUUAAUGUAAAAUACGUUACCUAAUGCUCAUGUUUUAUGCAAAAACUAUCUUUACAGUCUCUCAGAGUUUGAUUUUCCUUACUUUUUAAAAGUUUAAAAACUUUCAGGAAAACUCUAUAAACUUAUCAAGUUCGGACCAACGUGACACUUUGGUACAAACCAAUGGCUCAAGUAAACAAAGUCAAACUGAUGACAUUAUGUUACUGGGUAAAGAAAUGGUGGAAGAAGCUAUUAGGAAGGUGGUACGAGAAGAUGGCAUUAAAUGUAAAUUUUUGAUUUGUUUCAUACUGUAGUGUACUGUAACAAAAAAUAUAAGCCAAAAAAAUUUUUUAUAUUUUUGAUGAUUUCUUACUGUAAAUUCCACUUAUUUUAAAAAUUUUUGGCUUUUCAUAAUUGGACAUGUUUCAUCGUAUAACAUGGCUCUUGCCGGCUGCAGAACUGAAUAUUGGCUUAAAAUUCAUGUAAAUAAAAAAAAUAGAUUAAAAAUGAAUUUUUAGUAGUAAAAGAGCAACAAAAACCAAAUGGAAUCAUAUCGACCGGUAAAGGAAGGCAUGGCAAAUCAGAAGAACAUAACAAUAUUGAUACCAAAGGGGCUAGUACAAGUUCCACCGAUGAUGACUAUCCACAGAUGCCUCAGAAUGAGGAUUAUGACAAUCAUGGUAUGUUUCAUAAGCCUAAGUGUCCUUACUUAAGGUUAUUUCGGUUUACUAAGCCUAAGUCUACUAAGCCUAAGCCUACUAAGCCUAAGCCUACUAAGCCUAAGCCUACUAAGCCUAAGCCUACUAAGCCUAAGAAUACUAAGCCUAAUCUUACUAACCCUAAGGCUACUAAGCCUAAGCCUACUAAGCCUAAGCCUACUAAUUUAAGUCUACUAAGCCUAAGGAUACUAAGCCUAAGAAUACUAAGUUUAAGUCUACUAAGACUAAGCCUACUAAGGCUAAGCCUACUAAUACUAAGCCUACUAAGCCUAAGCCUACUAAGCCUAAACCUACUAAGCCUAAGCCUAAGCCUACUAAGCCUAAUCCUACUAAGCCUAAGCCUACUAAGCCUAAGCCUACUAAGCCUAAGCCUACUAAGCCUAAGCCUACUAAGCCUAAGCCUACUAAGCCUAUGUCUACUAAGCCUAAGCCUACUAAUUCUAGGCCUACUAAGCCUAAGAAUACUAAGCCUAAGCCUACUAAGCCUAAGCCUACUAAGCCUAAGCCUACUAAGCCCAAGCUUCUUAAGAAUAAUGGUUUCAUUUCAGACCACAAGCCUAAAAAAGUAACAAUGAACGAUCGUGUUAUGCGGAUCGAAACCUACAACGAUGAAUUCGAUGACGAUGAAGACGAUGAUCCAGGCUCAAUGGCUCAGUUCUUUGAUGGUGCGGUUGAUCGACGUUUCAUUCACGAAAAAGCCAUAUUUCAAGAACUGACACAUCUGAAACGAAUCCAAAUUCAAUAUGGCAAAGUUCAGGAAGGCAUCUUGGUGAGGUCAUUGAUCAACAAUUUUUGCAAAAUGCAUGGAUUGAACCCUGCUCAGUUCAAGUUUAGCACGUUUUAUGCGUGGGAGAAGUUUCUUUACGGUAAGGAGGUUUUUAAUUGUUAUGUCCUACCUUACACUACUUUGUUUUACCGUACCCUAGUUUACUCUACCCUACCCUACCCUACUGUACACUACUCUACUCUACCCUACCCUACAAUACCCUACCUUACCCUACCGUACCUUACCUUACCUUACCUUACCCUACUGUACACUACUCUAUUAUUUUAACUUAACUAACCAUUGUGUUGUGGCUAACCUUUUUCGACCAGUUCAUUGUUCAACUUGCGUUUUAAGACUUUCUUUCAGACCAACUCAAGCUGAUCUACCUGGAAGAGCGUGAGCGGAUUCAGAGCGCAGCUUCGAGUAUGCCACGAUCUUCACAACGCUUUGAACGACGGUUACGAAGAGUAUCACCAUUAUCAGACAGAAUCCGUGAACUGACCAGAAUCUAUUCGACCGCUGUGACUGCAGCAUCGUACCGCCGACCUGUAGCCGCAACGAAGCCGCGAAGAACGGUGGCUAGGACGUCUUCCAACUCAAGGACGAGAAGUACAUCAAGUAAACGAGAUCAUCGAUGUGUUCAUAGUCAGAGUGUGGAGGAGAAGGGUGGUGUGAAGAGGUGUGCUUGUUUCACACGAAAUAACAAUACCAACGCUCAUAAUCACUUGUUGUUGGAAAAGAAUUGGAAACCAUGAAUUGCCAGUGUUUUACCAUUUAGAUUUCGUUGUGUUUACAGGGUGGUAUGUCAGUAGCGGUCAAAAUUUUACUUAUAUUAGGUUGUCCGGAAAGUUCUGCAAUAUUUGAGUAGGUAAACUUUGAAAAAUCAGGAAAAAUUUAUUUCUUGACGGAAAGAAAAAAAAUUCUUUUUUUGUUUGUUUGUUUGUUACCUAAAUUAUUCAAAAAGGUAAGUUACAUAACUUAAUUUCAUUUUUUUGUAUUGUUUUAGGUAUCAGAAAAAAACGGAGAAAUCUUGCCUGCGCGUGAUUAUAUGGAAUGAAUUCAAACGCGGAAAUACUGCGGCAGAAAUUUUCAGAAUCAUAAACGAAAAUGAGGGUAAGAAUGUUGUGAGUUAUUCUACGGUGACCAGAUGGUUCGCAAAGUUUCGUGUGGACGAUGAGAAGCUUGAAGACAAACCACGUGCAGGAAGACCCAGCAAACUUGACAAAGAUGCCCUGAGGCGCAAGAUUGAAGAUGACCCACAUAUUACAAUCCGGGAGUUAGAAGAGUUACUAAACUGUGGAAAAAGUACCAUUGGUGACCAUUUGAAGGCAAUGGGUAUGGUCAAAAAGUUGGACAAAUGGGUGCCUCACAAUUUGACUGAUCUGCAAAAAGCCAAGAGACGAUGUGCUUCCGAAAAGCUUCUGCAACGCUGCAAAAACGAAGAAUUCUUGGAUCGAAUUGUAACUAUUGACGAGAAGUGGAUCUCGUUUAACAAUACUAGAAGAUCUACAAGUUGGUGUAAGCGUGGAGAAGCUCCUAAGCACGUUUCGAAGCCAGAAUUGCACGAAAAGAAGCUUAUGGUGACUGUCUGGUGGUGUAGCUCUGGAGUGAUCCAGUACGAUUUCAUGAAACCUGGCCAAAGUAUUACGGCCGACACCUACUGUGCCCAGAUUGACAAACUGCGACACAAUCUUCCAACAAUGUUUAGAAGGAGGGGUCCGAUCAUUCUGCUGGAUAACGCACGGCCCCAUGCUGCAAAGAAGACCGCGGCAAAAUUCAGGGAACUGGGAUACGAAGUCUUGGAGCACCCUCCUUAUUCUCCAGACUUGGCUCCAACGGACUUUCACCUUUUUAAACACUUGUCUUCGUUUCUUAAUGGAAGAAUCUUCAAAACUCCAGACGAUGCCAAGAAUGCCUUCAAGAACUUCAUCAACUCCAGAAACCCGGAAUUCUACAAUCGUGGAAUAAAAAAGCUUGUAAAUCGUUGGCAAGACUGUAUUGAUUCAGACGGUAAUUACUUUGAUUGA